AUGUGCACAUCAAGAUCGCUUUUACCUUUUUGCUACUCCAUCAGCGGGGAUAACAAUGGCUUCGAGUACAACAGCAACGUGAUCAGCGGGGGGACCUACAUGCCCGGGAAAGAAGGUCACAGAGAAAACACGGACUUCUACGCCGUAGGAAGUAGUGGACACGCUGUGUCUAACGGCAGGAGCCAAGGAAAUCUCGAAGAAAGUUUAAGGAGUAGCUCUUACAGCGGAUUUUCUCCCAGUAGCCACAAUACUGGCUUCUCCAGUUACUCCACUGCUAGUCGUGAUAAUCUGGCCACUAGUCCCUACUACAAUGCUGCUCAAUCCAGCUAUGAUAGCUACACAAGCAGCAGUAACAAUGGAGAUUCUAGUUUCGAGGCUUAUACUCAGGGUAGUGAUCAGGCAGGGUCUGAUUUCAGUCAGUUCUCCACCAGCAAGGCUAAAAGUCCCACUUACACGAGAUAUUCUGAUAAUCUGCCUGGAGCCUCCAGCACAGGAAGCUAUCCUGAGUUAACUACAGAUACUUCUUCAUUCAGAGGAGAUUAUUCAGGUGACUCUUUUAGGAGUCAAACAACACAUACUGCAGGAUUCGUGGAUGGUGGUGAUCAAUCCUACAACAGAGAGCCCUCAAACUUAUUCAAUAGUCCUAGUAAUGAUUACUCAUACGGAAAAUAUAAGGAUGGUGCCUUUGGAGUGGCAGGAAGCACUAAGUUCAUGAAUGAUGUGUACUCCCUUCAUCCUGAGACACGUUAUGUGAGGGGAAGUCAUGGAAACAUGGGGCAUAAUUAUGGUUCUUCUAUGCUCCUAUCUAAUUCUGCUAGUAGUCCCUUCAGCAGUGUACGAGCCAGCCCUAGUCCGUAUGGUUCUGGGAAAUUCAGUAAAUACAACAAAUACAUGGGCGAGUAUGGUCCCACUGCAAGUUUGAACUAUCUCUCCAAGGAGCAAGAUGUUGAUUACUUGCUUAGUCAAUAUGGUAAAGGUAGCGGAAAGCUGGCUUCAAUUAAAGACAGCAGGCCAAGUAAUUAUGGUGGACAACCUUAUGUUGGUGGACCCUCGUAUCUCAGCAAGCUCGUCGGUGGUUACAAAAGCAAACCAAGCUAUAUCAGCUCAUAUCCUAGCAGUUCUCCAGUAGGUUACUCGUCGAUGUCCAAUUUACACAGUAGUUUCAGUGGUAACAGUUAUACCGACGGUCCCUUAUUGAGAAGAUACCGAAGCAGUAGCUAUGUACCUGGACAUGGUAGCACAUAUUCUGGUUAUUUCUAA
Messenger RNA from Habropoda laboriosa, 1260 nucleotides. RefSeq lists its product as uncharacterized. The coding region runs from base 1 to 1260 and encodes 419 amino acids. Lineage: Eukaryota; Metazoa; Arthropoda; Insecta; Hymenoptera; Apidae. The transcript is spliced from 2 exons. The record is from RefSeq and is a predicted model, not a curated record.